Molecule: messenger RNA, 1752 nt
Organism: Carlito syrichta (Philippine tarsier)
Lineage: Eukaryota; Metazoa; Chordata; Mammalia; Primates; Tarsiidae
Gene: CD96
Product: CD96 molecule
Exons: 15
Coding region: 1-1752 (583 amino acids)
Biological process (GO): inflammatory response; cell-matrix adhesion
Source: RefSeq, a predicted model, not a curated record
AUGGAGAAAAAAUGGACAUACUGUGCAGUCUAUUCCAUUAUCCAGAUACAUUUUAUCAGAGGUAUAUGGGGAAAAACAGUCAAUACAGAAGACAUUUAUGCUCGUCCCGGCUCUGAUGUCAACCUGACCUGCCAAACACGGAAGAUAAGCUUCUUGGUGCAGAUGCAAUGGUCCAAGGUCACCGAUAAGGCGGACCUGAUUGCCCUUUAUCAUCCCCAGCAUGGCUUCUACUGUGCCCACGGCAGUCCUUGUGAAUCACUGGUGGCUUUCACAGAAACUUCCAGGAAUGUGUCAAAAUGGACUCUGCACUUAAGAAAUAUAUCUUCCUCAGUCAGCGGGAAGUACGAGUGUAUCUUUACUCUGUAUCCGGAAGGCAUUCAGACUAAAAUCUACAACCUUCAUGUUCAGACACAUGAUACACAGAAUAAAUGGGGACCCAACCAUACAAUAGAAAUAGAGGUAAAUCAGACUCUGGAAAUACCAUGCUUUCAAAAUAUCUCCUUGGAAAUUGCAUCUGAGUUCACCUUUGCAUGGUUGGUGGAACACAGAAGCACAGACUCUUGGGUCCUUCUUUAUGAGGCUAUAACAAAGGAUAAUGGAACUCAGGAAACACUUUUCACCCAAGAUCACUUGGUCAGCAAUUCCACAUUAUUUAAAGACAGAGUCAAGCUAGGUACAGACUACAGACUCCAUCUCUCUCCAGUCCAAAUCCCUGAUGACGGCCUGAAGUUCUCUUGCGAAAUUGUAGUCCGGCCUGACAAAACCCUGAGGAGCAUCACCAAGGUCAAGGUUUUUGCUAAGCCAGAAAUCUCCAUGAUUGUGGAAAAGAACUUCACAGAUGCCUUGAAAGAGAGAACAUUUACCUGCUCUCUAAAGAAUGUAUUUCCUGAAGCAAAUCUCACAUGGUUUAUAGAUGGAAGGUUUCUUCAAGAUGAAGAAGAAGGAAUAUCCAUUGUUAAUAAAGAGAGUAAAGGCAAACGUGGAUUUUUAGAACUGGAGUCUGUUUUAACAAGGGUGUUAAAUAAACCAGCCCAAUCAAACAACCUGACCAUUUGGUGUAUGGCUCUAUCUCCAGCCCCGGGAAAUAAAGUAUGGAAUAUCUCAUCAGAAAAGAUCACUUUAUCCUUGGGUUCUGCAAAUCCCCCAACAGGCUCUCCAUCGAGUGAUACUGAAUCUACCCUUGUCACCCAACCUUCUCCAGCUAGCAGCGUAUCUCCUACAAGAUAUCCAAUCACAUCUUCAAUGGCCCUUAUAGAUGCAAGUACAUCGAAGCCAAAUGCCACCCCUCAAUCCAGCAUCUCCAGUGUGACCACGCAAGGCUUCAACGUCUCCUGGACCUCCAGUGGGACAGAUGGCAAAAAAUUAAUUUCAUGGAUACCUAAUGAAACGUUCAGUUCAUCCUCCUCAAGUACAAGUUCGACACUUCAUGACGAUGUCUUUACCAGCACAACCAGAGUAUUUUCAGAAGUCCCCACAACUGUCAAUAGAUCUACUAAAAAUAAUCAUGUCCAUAUCACCGGUAUUGUGGUUAAUAAACACAAAGAUGGAACAUCCUGGCCAGUGAUUGUAGCAGCCUUACUCUUUUUCUGUGUGGUAUUGUUUAGUCUUGGGGUGAGAAAAUGGUGUCAAUACCAAAAAGAAAUCAUGGAGAGACCCCCACCUUUCAAGCCACCACCACCUCCCAUCAAGUACACUUGCAUUCAGGAGUCCAGUGGAAGUGAUCUACCUUGUCAUGAGAUGGAGACACUCUAG